AAGACUCCGAAGUUUAUGAGGAAAUCUUUCCAAAAAUGUACAGAAGAACUAUAACAAAAAUUAACUUUGAUUUCAGAGACGCAGAAAAAACAAAAUUUACAAAGGAACUCUUCACGUGAAAACGCACCAAUAUUAGAACCUGGUCAAGUAGUGUUUAACGAAAGACAAGGAGUCAAAUCUAAAAGAUUGGAAAAAUUUAACUCUACAAUAGUAGAUCAGGAUAACCAAAUGACUUAUCGCGACCGGUUAAAUCGGAAACUCCAUAAAACAAGGUUGAAAAGAAUCAGGAAAUGAUGAAAUGUAUUAAUUCUUAACUAAUCAAUCCAUAUUAGGAUAUUAAUCUUUUCUUUCUCCACCCUAGGAAUGGACAGCUUGCGAAAAGCAUGAAAACCCUAUGAACCCCUGGAGGAUUAUACAUUAACAUUCCAAUACAUGAAUUCAAAUACCAUACUCAUGAUUUCAAAAUUUUAGGACACUCUUGCACGAAGUACAGCGCUCACACAGAAGCCUAAAGGAAUAUGAUACCCCUGCAACAAAGCAUUCCAACUCCUGCAAGCCACGCUUGGAGAGCACCCUUCCUGAUACUCAUCACACUUCCCUUAUUGAUUGAACCAUCCAAACUUUCCCUGAGAAACCUCAACGAAGACCCCAUUUUAUUUUUAAAAUAUGGAAAUUGUAAAAUUCAAACUGGAAAUUUAAAAAUUGUACACCCCAUUAAUCUAACAACGAUACAAGAAUCUAUCGAUUACUUGACUUCAUCCUUUUAUACAAGAGUAGAUAGCAGAAACCCUUUAGGAGGCAUAGUCAAACACAAGAUAAAAGCAUUGUACAACAACUUUCUUCAAAUAAAACCAUCAGAACAUCAUAGAGCAAAAAGAUGGGAUUCGUUGGGAAGUGGUUGGAAAUGGCUGGCCGGAUCACCAGAUGCACAAGAUCUUCAUAUCAUCAAUUCUACAAUGAAUGAGUUAAUAACCCAGAAUAAUCAGCAAGUUAAUAUAAAUAACCGCAUCAAUGCAAGAAUUUCGGAGCUGACCAGCAGCAUUAACAAAAUUAUCAACAGCAUGAAAACGAACGAGCUAGCAAAUGAGAUCUCGGCUAUCAUUACAAUAAUAAAUAUUGAUAUCAUCAACAAACUCCUAGAAGACAUACAAGACGCCAUCAUCCUAUCAAAAACAGCUACAAUCGCCAACAGAGUACUUUCUAUUCAAGAGAUUUCGUUCAUAAAAUCGCUUCUACAAAAUCAAGGAGUGAACAUAGAUGUUCCAGAUGAGGCCCUACAACAUGUCACCCCUAAGUUCGCCGCAACUCAACACACCCUCCUAUACAUCCUUCACGUGCCACAGUUAGAUAACGUAACAUCUUCUGUGAUUCGAAUCCACCCAAUAGUACACAAGAACCAAAUUAUUUAUGAUUAUCCGGAAUAUGUCGUGAAAAGUGAAAAUUCUCUAUAUACCACAAGUGAACCCUUUGAAUUCGUUCAAAAGGCGAAAUACCUAAAGGAAAUGCACGAUACUUGUAUCUAUCCCCUAGUAUUUGGGAAACAAUCGAUAUGCAAUUCCACGUUUUAUAAUAGGACAUCUCAAUUACUUGUAACGGAGAAUACACUUUUGGUCCAGAAUGCAAAAAACCACACUCUUAGUAGUAACUGUGGACCAGAUGAUCGUACAUUAGAAGGAAAUUUUCUAAUAUCAUUUGGAAACUGCUCUAUCACGUUCAACAACCAUUCAUUUCGGAACAACGAAAUCAUUCAGGAGGCUACUGUAAUCUAUGGAGCAUUACACAACAUAAAAACUAGCUGGAAUUACCAUCAACAUUUGGAUAUAUUCACACUCAGCAACGAAACUCUCGAGACCCGAGACAAGCUACAACACGUUUAUUUGGAGCAAUAUAGCUUGAAAUUAAAAUUUUGGACUUUAACCGGAGGACUUUCCAGCAUCUACAUCAUCAUCUCAAUCAUAAUUUUCAUUAUAGCCAAGACCAGAUGUCGAGUUCAACUCAAAGGACCGAGACGAUCCUCACUUGGGGAGGGAGAAGUUAUCGAACACCCAUCGAACCACGAUAAUCCUUCCACCGAGCUACUACGCAAUAAGCUGCAAAUUAUACAACAACAACAACAACAAAUAGCCCUUGCACUGGGCACCGUCAAUGCAUUGCCGUCAGCCGCCGAUACCAACAGCAACAUCAACAACAACACAUGUGCACCUUAACCGACGUUAACCCGACACCAUCGUUUCCCAUAUCAGCAGUCCAGAAGUAGGAUGCCCAAUCAGCAGGAAUCACGACGUUGACGACAGCUAGGGCAAUAAAUUAUUAAUCAGCAGAAAUAGGGUACUCGUAAGUUCCAAUGUACAA
This is a messenger RNA of Armigeres subalbatus, 2352 nucleotides long. RefSeq lists its product as uncharacterized. The record is from RefSeq and is a predicted model, not a curated record. Bases 519 to 2207 code for a protein of 562 amino acids. NCBI's taxonomy places the organism in Eukaryota, Metazoa, Arthropoda, Insecta, Diptera, Culicidae. The transcript has 3 exons.